Cyprinodon variegatus (sheepshead minnow) is the source of this 4098-nucleotide messenger RNA. It is a transcript of the gene st18, whose product is annotated as suppression of tumorigenicity 18, zinc finger. NCBI's taxonomy places the organism in Eukaryota, Metazoa, Chordata, Actinopteri, Cyprinodontiformes, Cyprinodontidae. The record is from RefSeq and is a predicted model, not a curated record. The transcript is spliced from 22 exons. Bases 279 to 3317 code for a protein of 1012 amino acids. Gene Ontology annotation, biological process: regulation of transcription by RNA polymerase II. Gene Ontology annotation, molecular function: DNA-binding transcription factor activity, RNA polymerase II-specific; RNA polymerase II cis-regulatory region sequence-specific DNA binding; zinc ion binding. Gene Ontology annotation, cellular component: nucleus.
GGGGAGGUGUGACGUAAAAAGAGACCCGAACGCAGGUGCUUAUCUCGAGGCUGUCAAAGGCACAGUAUGUCAUAUUCCUGGGGACUACCUUUCAAAGCCGCAGCACCAGCUCAGCUAUCAAGAGACUGGGAGAAAAUCAAACUUUUUGGAUCACAGCAAUAGAUAAUGAAUUACAUGAUCGCUUCCUGAGAGAAAACGAGCGUAAAAACAGCAGCCAGGGUGAACAGUGUGGAUCUGGCAUCUUAUCCUUCACUGCGCUCGGGAAACCACAAUCAAAGAUGGAUUCCGAAGGUGAGGAGCAAACCUUUGAAACAUGCAACAGUAGCACAGGCUUGGUUGACUGCGUCACUGAGAGCCACAGCCCAUACGGGUCGGCAGCGAGGAAGAGGAGCGCCCAAGAUGGGGUGCAGGGCGCUCCUGUCAAUAAGCGAAAGUCCCUGCUGAUGAAGCCCCGCCACUACAGCCCUAGCGACGCUUGUGAAGAGGAGAGCGAGGACCUGGCACCGCCACAGGACAAAGAAGAGCUGAGGAACAUUGACACUCCAGCAGAUGAAAAUCUGAAAGGAGUGAAUGGACUGGCUAACAACAACAGUGACCUGGAUGCUGCCUCGAAGUCCUGCAGUCUGCUUGGAUGGCCUGAAGGUUCGCCUAACAGUUCACCCCAGUGCCAGCCGGACACAUCUCAGCAUCUAAUGGUGGAGGAGGAUGAGGAGUUCCCUAAUAAUGAAGAAGAGGACCAAAGUCAAGACAGGAUAAGCAACAGCUCGUCGCCACAAAGUCCAUACAGAGACUUGAGGGAAGCUGAGUGGGAGCCCCUGUCUCUGUCUGCCAAAGACAACAGCUCAAAUUGCAGCCCUUCCAGAGCCUCAGAAGAUCUUUCAUGCAGAAACAGCCACAUUAAGGAGGGGUCUGAACCGGGCUGCCCUAUAGGCAGACAGAGUAUUUUCCAAGCCGAAGCUGUAAGGUACAGGCUGCUCCCCACUGAGGAGGACAGCGAGGGGGAGACAGAGGUAGACAGGCUGCCUAGGCUGGACGGAUGGGCUCUGGGCCUCCAUGAGAGAGGCCUCGACAUGAGCAGAGGGAGAGUGAACCUGAGCCUGUUGGAGCAGGCCAUUGCCCUGCAGACGGAGCAAAGGCAGGCCCUGCACCACGCCUACAGAGAAAUGGACCGAUUCCUGCUGGAGCAGAUGACUAGCGAGAGAAGGCAUCACAGGAUGAUGGACAUAGAGAGCAGGCUCAACUAUCACGGAGGGAAAGACUCUCCCAGGACAGAUAAAAAGGAUAUAAAGUGUCCAACCCCCGGCUGUGAUGGCACCGGUCAUGUGACGGGCCUGUACCCACAUCACAGGAGUCUGUCUGGAUGUCCUCACAAAGUCCGAGUUCCCCCAGAGAUCCUGGCAAUGCAUGAAAACGUCCUCAAGUGCCCUACACCUGGGUGCACAGGAAGGGGCCAUGUCAACAGCAACCGUAGCACCCACCGGAGUCUCUCCGGCUGCCCCAUUGCCGCCGCAGUGAAAAUCUCCAAACCUCAGGAUGAGAACCCGAAGUGCAGACAAACGCCUGACCGCUCACCGAGGGCCAUCAGCUUAAUAAAGAAGUUUGAAAUGAACCAGCUGAACUACAGGCUAUCUCAUCCAGUAGCAGCCUUGCAAACCAGCCUCACAAAAGAAAUGGACAAGUACAGCAGAAUCCGCUUUGAUUAUGCCAGCUUUGAUGCACAGGUCUUCGGCAAACAGCCGCUGCUGGGGGCCAACCAAGACCAGGAAAUGUCCCACUACCCCGACUCACCUCAGCAGUAUUCUGGCAUCUUUGGAGCUUCCGGUGGCCACGUGCCCAUCUCUGGUCAACACAGUCCGCCUAGUCAGUUCAAAAAAGAGGACAGCCUUCAGGCCACGGCAGCGACAACUGCAAUCCUUAACCUCUCCACCCGCUACCGGAAGAGCAUAGAGACCAUCAGCAGCCAGGCUUUAGCAACCUCCACCAAGGAUAUGUUCAUUGAGGUAGAUGAAAAUGGAACAUUGGACCUGAGCAUGAAAAAGUGUAAAGAGGGUGAAAAAGCCCAAAAGACACCUUUGGACGAACAGCUGCCUCCUCCAGAGUCCGCCAUGGCGAAAGGCGGGAGUUUGCUUAUCGGCCCCACCUUCUACCAGCCGCUGUGCGACAGAGAAACAUGGGAGAACUCCAUUCCUGUCAACUUCAGCAAAUCACAUGUUUUACAGGAAAAAGAGCUGGAGGAUUAUGAUCAGGUGUCCUUGGAAGACCAGCACUAUCCAGGGGACGGCAGUAUGUUAAGUCCCAAAGCCAAGCUGUUGCUUCGGGAUUCAAAGAAGGAGCUUUUGAGCUGUCCGACCCCAGGCUGUGACGGCAGCGGCCAUGUGACGGGGAAUUAUGCAUCGCAUCGGAGUGUGUCUGGGUGUCCCCUGGCUGACAAAACUCUCAAAUCGCUGAUGGCAGCCAACUCUCAGGAACUAAAGUGCCCAACACCUGGCUGUGAUGGAUCUGGACAUGUGACUGGGAACUAUGCUUCGCACAGAAGCUUGUCAGGGUGUCCACGUGCCAGAAAGGGAGGUUUGAAGCUCACACCAAACAAGGAUGACAAAGACGAGCAGGAGCUUAAGUGUCCUGUGAUUGGAUGUGACGGGCAGGGCCAUAUAUCGGGGAAAUACACAUCCCACCGCAGCGCAGGCAGUUGUCCGCUAGCUGCUAAAAGACAGAAGGAGUCGUCCAUCAACGGCCUGCCCUUUGCCUGGAAGGCCAACAAGCAAGAAUUGCCCCAUUGUCCCCUGCCUGGCUGCAAUGGCCUCGGACAUGCCAAUAAUGUAUUUGCCACUCACCGAAGCUUAUCAGGAUGCCCGCUGAAUGCACAGAGCAUCAAGAAAAAGCAUUCAGAGGAGGAGAUGAUGACUAUCAAACUGAAAACCAGCAGUGGUGUUGAAAACAAAGAAGAAAUUCACCAUCUGGACCACGAAAUCAAAGAACUGAACAGUUCCAAUAUGAAAAUAGAGGAAGACAUGAUGCAACUCCAAACACAGAUCUCAUCGAUGGAAUGUAACCUAAAGACAAUUGAAGAGGAAAACAAGAUGAUGGAACAGCACAAUAACAGCCUUCUGAAGGAGCUGGCUCGCCUCAGCCAAGCUCUCAUUAACAGCCUGACAGACAUUCAGCUUCCUCAAAUGGGACCCAUCAGCGAGCAUAAUUUUGAAGCCUAUGUGAACACAUUAACUGAUAUGUACAACAACUCGGAGCAUGAAUACUCCCCGGAGUGCAAGGCCCUCUUGGAUAAUAUCAAACAGGCUAUUAAAGGCAUCCAUGUUUAAGCUGCAGAGCUACCAAGAGGUUCCUUUGACUUAGGAUAAUGGCACUAGAUAGCUCUAUUUCACUGAAGAGGGCUGGCUCGGCUGCAUGUAUAAGACAAGGCUUUUGGAAAUGUGUUCGGCAUUUCUCCGGUAAACACGCUGCACUGAGAAAAUUACCAGCCAGAUUUGUAAUGCUUUUACUGUUUCUGCAUUUAUCCUGCUGAGGUUUUUUUGUUUGUUUGUUUGUUUUUUUACUAUUAUUAUUUUAUUUUUACCUUUUCUUGCACUUAAUUAUUUGGAUGGUUUGCUUGAUUUAAAUCUGUAUAUGUUCCUGUCAUUCUUCAAUAAUUGGUAUUUAUUAUUAUAUUUGUUAGUGUAUUUAUUUCCUCCGAUUUUAUUUAUUUCUUGAACUGUAAAUGCUUAAUAUUUGAGAAAUCUGUUGGUUUUUCUGCACAUUGUAAAUUACACAAAAGCACAUUCCAGUUUUUAAUGGCAUAUUUUCGCCAUCUAGUGUUGAAAAAGCUAGUCUAUUAUUGCUCUUCUUUUAGUUUAUGAGUUUAAUCCAUUCAAAGAAAAAAAAAAAGACUACCAAAACUAAGUAUCAAUGGUUUUAGGCAUUGCUUUCACUUUUGUUAAUGGGAACUGAAUGUAUUAGACAAAGUGAGAUAAAAAAAAAAAAAUGAUGAUAAAAUAAAUUGCAAGAGUACUGUAUCUUUUUAUACUCGAGAUGAUGGAGUGAGAAUGAAACAUCUUUUUGGGAAGUGAAUGUGAGUUUGUGCCCUAAAAAGAGUGCACCUAAAAA